GUCUGGUACAUAUAAACUUUGAAAUUUGCAAAACCUGUCAUUUUUAGUCUAUCUUCGAAAGGCAAAGAUGUUUAGCACUUUAAUAAGAAUGCAGUCCGUGAUUCUUUGCCUGACUUGCUUCACGACUGUUGUCUAUGGAUACCCGGAUGGAGCACGUGUGGGCGCUUGUGAGACAAUGACUCCCGGCCACGGAGCGGCCGUGCAAACCGGGCCCUCGCCAUACCGAAUGACUUUGAAUAAUGAACGUUACUCACCUGGAAAUCGCAUCGCAAUCACUGUGUCUGGCGGGACUUUCAGAGGAUUGCUAGUUCAGGCCCGUCCGGCAAACUGCUCGACCGUUACGUUUCCUACAUUUUCUCUGAUGGCCAAUGAAUCAAACUUCCAGACUCUGGACUGUAAUAGUGUAGCAAAUAGUGCUGUAACACAUACCAACAGGAAUGACAAAACCCAGGCAGAGUUUUACUGGACUCCUGCAGCGAGUCUAGGCCAUGUGUACUUUCGCGCUACAGUAGUGCAAAACUUCAACACAUACUGGGUUGGGAUUCAGUCUAGUGUUUUGAGUGACACUAACUCUGCAGACCCUGUCCCAGAUUCUGUGUGCGACAUGCAACCAAAUGGAGGGGCGGAUCUGAAGUCAGCUUUAUAUAUAAUGGUUACCAUGCUGGUGGCGCUUUUUCUGACAGUAUAAUGUUUCCAUUUCCUUUAUGGCAGUUUAUAACUCGAUUGUAGAAAAGAUGUCAUUUCUUGAUGCUUUAUCUUUUAAACUGUACAUCCGUAAAGCAAUGUUUAUAAUUUAAACGUUUUUUGAAAAAAAGGGUCCUUUAAGAUGUCCAGGGGCUCUGACACCUGUGAUUUAUAGAAAAUGAUUUUAUCAAUGUUUAGUUCCAAAUAUUUUUAUAUUCACUUUCAGAUACAUGUAUUUAUAAAAGUAUAAAAUUAAAAACGAUUUUUAAACAAUUUUUGUCCAACAAGAAGAUAAAUCGAUCUUGAUCAUAGCUGAACAAUGUACAUGACUAUUGUAUAUAUACUGUAUUGAGUAUUUCUUUUGUUCAAACUUUGUUCGUACAGACCCUGAGACGUGCUACUACCCCAAAAAAGCGUGUGACUUUCGUGCGCUUACCGUUUCGUGCAAACCGUGUAGCGUUUCGUGUAAACCGUGCAGCGUUUCGUGCAAACCGUGUAGCGUUUCGUGUAAACCGUGCAGCGUUUCGUGCAAACCGUGUAGCGUUCGUGUACCGUUCGUGCAGCGAGCGUGUGGGGUAGUAGCACGUCUCAGGGUCUGUAUUAAAGUUACAGUGUACGAGAGAGAGAGAGAGAGAGAGAGAGAGAGAGAGAGAACAUUGAAUGAAGUACAUAUAUCAGAGUUUAUGUAAUGUACAUGUACGUUUUUUUUGUUUUAAAAAGUAGUCUUUGGGGCUAUGAUGUACAUGGGACCAUCAAAGCUUUACAUAAAAAUAAAUGACUUUUAUGUC
This is a messenger RNA of Saccostrea cuccullata (small rock oyster), 1472 nucleotides long. Its product is annotated as putative defense protein 2. The transcript has 5 exons. Gene Ontology annotation, cellular component: membrane. The record is from RefSeq and is a predicted model, not a curated record. Bases 68 to 688 code for a protein of 206 amino acids. Lineage: Eukaryota; Metazoa; Mollusca; Bivalvia; Ostreida; Ostreidae.